Molecule: messenger RNA, 5425 nt
Organism: Crotalus tigris (Tiger rattlesnake)
Lineage: Eukaryota; Metazoa; Chordata; Lepidosauria; Squamata; Viperidae
Gene: SPATA7
Product: spermatogenesis associated 7
Exons: 12
Coding region: 592-2298 (568 amino acids)
Biological process (GO): microtubule cytoskeleton organization; protein localization to photoreceptor outer segment; photoreceptor cell maintenance
Cellular component (GO): axoneme; rod photoreceptor outer segment; ciliary basal body
Source: RefSeq, a predicted model, not a curated record
AGGCCUAGCGGGGUUGGGCAUUUGCUCCCGUAGCGCAGGGGAAGGAGGCGCCCGAGUAUUCACUCUAAGGUCCCGAUUGGCACCGCUGCCGAGCGCCUUCUUUUCUAGAGCUCCCGGCCCGCUGCAAUUGGAGAGAGGGCUGUCCCGCUCAUCCGAAGUACUUGGUGUGUGGGUGGCCGGCGACUAAGAUCCAGAUUCCAGCAUCCCGUGGGACCUGAUCCCCUCGCGCCGCCGAAGGUUACGCGACUUCACCUCCUCGCACAGGCUGGGCUUCUGUGACCCAGCAUGCACUGCUUUCUCAGGCUCCGCAACCGUUCCAGAAUGCGCCGUUCUGGGCUCAUGGGGGAGGGAAAGCGGUGGUGGGAAAGCAUCCUCAACGGUGCUGGCCUGCUCCAGAUAACGCAGGGAAGGGACGAGGAGCGUGGGGAUUUCCCAGCCUGAUCAUCUAUCUCCACGGCAGCAGCAGCAGCAGCAAUUGCUAAAGCAUAGGGAAAAAAAUUCCCUAUCCUAAAUCAGAUACUUUUUCUGACUUGUUAAUCCACUACUAAGGGCAAGAACUUGGCACCAGCAAGCAGGGUUUUCAAAGACUUAAUGCACCCAGGCACUAUUGUCAGUGGACAUCAGCCCCUCCAUCUUUUUGCAUUACUUGCUGCAGAACAACUGACGAAGGUAAUUGAGUAUAUGACCAUUCCUAGAUAUGGACUAGCAAGCCCAUUCAAAGGACAUUUAAGUACAAAAAGUAAUGCUUUCUGCAUUGACUCCUCCUCCUGCAGACUCAGUAAUCAGUACUUCAUCAGGGAUCACAUGGCUGUUCACUACAAUAAAAUACUUUCAGCCAAAGCUGCUAUAGACUGUUCAUUACCAAAAAGCAGAUUAAAUAGCAUAAAAUUUUCAGAUCAGCAACGAAGAGAGAAACUGAAGAAAGAGGUAAAAAAAUGUGAAAAAGAGAUGAUUUCAUCUCAACAGGUAUCCCGAUCUAGUUCCAGGGAGAGUAGAAGACUGCUAUCUGCCACCUAUAGGAAACCUACCCCUACACAGGAUUCAUCAGAACCAGAAGACAAGGAACCCUUAAGGACACCAUGUGAACAGCAGUAUGGGUUGGGCUCCCUAUUGACUCCAGAGAGGCAAAGCGCAAUCCUUCAAAGUAAAGAAACAAAUAACAAAAAAGCUGGUCUGAAAAUUUCCAACUUCUCAGUUGAAAGCUCAGGCUCCAGCAUUUCAAGCCUACAAAAGUUACAUUCUAGAGUUUCCUGUAGUUCUUCUGACACUUCAGCAAGCAAAAGUUCUUCAAAAGCCCAAACUCCUGACUCCAAAGCAUGCAGUGGGGAUCUCCUCGACAAGCAUUCCCAACAUUUUACCAAUGGUCAGCAGCCGUUCACUCCAAGGACUUUAAAGUCGGAUGCGAAAUCCUUUCUUUCACAGUACAGAUACUACACCCCAGCGAGAAGGAAAGUAAGGGAGAAUCUAAGGCAACAGAUGGAAGCAGAAACGCAGACCGAAAUAAGCAGUUUUCAAGCUGAAUCUGAAGCAUCUGAAAAAGAAAAUGUGCCUAGUUUUCAGAAGAUCACGAAGGAGGUAGAAGAUCCCAGGUUUUCUAAUGAACAGAUGUUUGAUGAAAUGAAAACUAUUUCUCAGUUAUCCUCUCCAAGAGCAAUUUCUCCAUGUUCUGUUGAGUCCCCAACCAUGAGGAAAAUCCAAGCUGAAGAAGAAGAACUGCAAUAUUUAAAUUUUAUUCAGGACAUAACAGAUGAAAUUCUGAAACUUGGAUUAUUUUCCAACAGGGCUUUGGAAAGAUUGUUUGAACGUCACAUAGAAUUAAACAAAAACCAUUUAAAUAAGAACAAAAUGCGCCACCUGCUGGAGAUUCUAAAAGUUGACUUGGGCUGCGACAGGGAGGAAAAGUCUGCCGGAGUGUCCGAUGCAUAUAGACAUUUACAGAAUGAAUCAGCAGAGCACCUUCAACUUACCAGUAUAUCCCAGAGCAAAGUGUCAAAAAGUGAAGAGCUUUUAAAUGCGAUGGAUUUAAUAACAAGUGACCUCACUGUACACAAUGAUAAAUUACAGAAAGUAGAAGACCAGGAUGCAAUUUCUCAGGAUAUCAAGGAAUUACUGAACAUUGAGCUGAAUCCCCCAUCCAUGAAAACUGAUGAAACUCCAGAUACCACAUGUCCAUUGCCACCAACAUGCAAUUCAACCACCUGUGAUGCUGACCUUGAAACAAGUGAAUCUGAGAGAGAAGUUGAUGAACUGAAAGAAAGCAUGACAGAACCCAUCUCUUUGAUCAGGGCCCAGGAGUAAACAACUAGCAGCAAAGCACCAAACCGGGCAGUUCAUCUAGUCAGCAAUGCAGAGAUCUGAACUUUGAAAAUUAAAUAAAAUGCUAGCAAAUCAGCCUUUUAAUACUUUUUGUUUGCAAAUGGGCUUGAAAUAUUAGAAGUCAGACUUUUUUGAACAUUGUAAGAAACAAUAGACAAAAUUGGAAUGUGUAAGGUUUUUAACUGCAGAAAAGACUAGGCAUAUAGUUUGGGGCAUAAUGUUUAUUUUAAAGGCAGUAUAUUUAUCAAAAUGCACUUAUAAUAAUGAAUAUAAAAUUUGCAGGAGUAAAAACUGUCUCUGAAUUAAUAUGCCUGCCCUUCUAAAUUCUUUUCCAAAUAGAUAUACAUUUCUCAUAUCUGUGCAGAUAUCUGGUGCAGCCUGCUGUUUAGUGAACCAGGAUUGUUUUGUCUGAUUUUAACAGAGAAGCAUCCUUUGCAAUGCAGUAUUCAGAUGAAGGAUUUAUCCUUUCAUCUUUUAAAGCAUGGAUCAGUUGAUAGAACCUCUGACUUACCAACAAUGGACGAUCACACAGUCAUAGUGUUAACUAGUUGUCUGAUGUCUCCUUUCACUUGCGGCUGACAGGAUAAAAUGAACUCACUGCUAUUUGCAUGAUGAUAUUAGUUCUAUAUCAGGGAUGUUUGAUAUACUGAUCACUCAAGCCUUUAGACAAUAGUCCAAAUGCAAGCAGUGUGUUUCAUUGUGUAAUUGGUAACUCUCUUCAAGUAGGCUCAAUAAUAAAGUUCCCAUUACAUAAAACCGGAAGACCUUGAAAACUUCAGUUGUUAGAUUUUAAUUUCCACUCACAAGUAUCAUGAAGAGAGAUUGCACAACCAGACAAAUGCAGAAUCACACAAGUGUACCUAUGUACAUGCAUGCAACACUAUGAUAUAUAUAUAAAAUGAAUGGAGCUUCUAUCACAGUAGUGUGAUGCUUUCAAGUAAGGGAUCUAUUUGAAGGUGGGCUGCAAAGAGUUAAAUUUUGUUCUUGUGGCAAAGUGUCAUAGCAAAUUUUUUUUCUAGAAAGCAUCCAAAAAUGACACACAAUACUCUUCGUUGAAUGAAUUAUGAAAAUAGUGUCCACCUAUUGACAGAAUAGGAAAAUAGUUAUGUUUACCCCAUUUUCAUUCAAAAGCUUUAUAGAAGAAUAUAUAUUUUAAUGUAGUUGCUCACAAACUGACAACCUAAGGGGCAUGAUCCAAAAGCAAAUGGAAAUGAUGAAACAGAAAAUGGUAAUAUGAUUUUCUAAAGUUGGUUGAUUUCUUACCCAAACUAGCUUAAAUAGAAACUUUAGAAAAAAGAGACUAAUACUAGUCUCUUGGCAAAGGAGCUUAAAUGGCCUAUGUCUUUUCUCUUACAUCUUCUGUAGCUGGAUGAAAUGAGCAUAGCUAGCUGGUUUUGGGUGAAAAGAGAUUGAGUUAAGGGUAAGCAAAUAAUGUGACCAUUUUGAACCCAGUUGGCAUUUUUGUCAGACUCAGAUAUAUGAAUGAGCUGAGUUGACAACAUUCUUAUAUUUAGAAAUCUGCUGUUUGACUGGAAAGCAGCUGUUUUCUCAAAUGAACUUUGAAGUGCUAAAUUUACUAUAGAAAUAUGGUACCCACUUUAGAACUACUAUUAAUCAUCUCAACUGAAGGACUCCAAAAAUAGUCAUUAACAAAUAAUCAUCUCAACAAAAGAUCCAAAAAUAAUAAUCAUUAACAAGCUCUUUGGCAUCCCCUUUUUUUUUAAAAAAAAAAUCCUUUCCCACUUGCUUUGUUCAUUAAAUGCAGAUAUUUUGAAAAUAUAUAGCACUGUAAAUAAUACCAGGAUGCAAUGUUAAAGAUGAGAGAUGUUGGUUUAAAUUUGGUAUUUGCCAAAGGGAUAAGUAAUUUUGGACUGCAACUUACUCAGAAAUGGAAGCACUGUGGUGUUUUGCUUUAUAAAUUGGUUUGCUCAGAAGAAACCUUUUCCCUGAAUAAUACAAAAACGUUUUGCAGCCAUGCCCUUCCUCCUACAAGGCUUAUGUGUUUAUGACUCUUCAUAUCUCAAAUGAGGGAAGGAAUGCAUCAUCUCAGCCCCAGGGAGGAAGUGCAUUUUUGAUAAGAAAUUAAAGGGGACAAACAUGCCUAGAAAUCAUCGUCGUGGUCAGUCAGUAUUUUGAAAAUACCUCCAUCUAUUUGGGGGGGAGGGUGUAAGCCAGUUUCAGAAAGCUUGAAAAUAGGAACAAUUUGGAGCAGUAGGUGCUCUUUCAUCACAAAUAUGGUCCAAACUCUAUCCACCUUAUUUGAACAGUUCUGAUUAUUUGCCAUUUCUCAAAAUAAAAGUUAAAUGAGUGUGCCUGUGGAUCAGGAUUCUGCCUUGUAAGGUAAGCAAAUUCUCUGGUAAUAAUCUACCCCCCCCCUUCAAAGCUCAAGCUGUUAUUACAGGGCAAAGGACUUAGAUUACCCCAAUAUUUUUCACUCAAUUGACUGUGAAUAGUUGAAUUUUGAAUAAUCAAAGGAAACUCUCGACGUCUAUCAAUCUUGACUGAAGCAGGACCAGCAAUUUAGAGAUUUCAGAUAGAUUUGGUGGUAUUUUCAUAUUCCACCUAGAUUGUCUUCAGAACAACACGAUGCUUUGUUGAGUCUCCUGAUGAUUCAUAAAUUGUUUUCAGUAUGGGAAUAUAAGGAUUGGUAGAUACCUUGAAGAUCAUCUAGUCCAGGUGUUUCCAGCUCAUAGUCCACAUGUCACAUGUGGCCCUGGACAGCUAGUAUACAGCCCCAUAAGACCCCCCAAAAUAAAGGAAGUUUGUUAUAUGCAUUAUCUAUAUUAUAUAUUUUAUAUGCAAUCCAAGACAAUUCUUCUUAACUCAAUGCAGUCCAGGCAAGCCAAAAGGCUGGACAUGCCUGAUGUAAUCUAAUCUGCUCUGUACAGAAAUUACUGUAGGAUACUACUUCUGUAGUAUGAAUGCCUGCAACUAAAUACUUGAUCUAAAAUGUCACGCAACACCAUUGGGAAUUGUAAUAAACAACUUUAUGCAACAUGCUUGAAGGUAUCCUCUUGGAUUAUGAAAUGGAUUGAUUUUUACAUUGUAUUCAGUAUUAUUGUUUCUACGUCCAAAAGAUCAGUAUUCAAUAAAGUUAUGGAACAACUCA